AGGCGAUGGGCGGGCGGCUGCUCUUUUCAUCCACUGGCUACUGAUCGCGGAGAACACAGCGUCAGCUCCAGGCCGCCGUCGAGCUUUUAUGGCAAAAAGCGUUCGUCUUCUUUCUCCUUUGGGCUCCCCCGUUACUUUUUGAAAAUUCCGCCUAAAAAGAAAAGACGUUUUACCAAAUCUUUUGGGCCGUUAUUUCACGGCAGAAUUUCUGUUUGGGUGUAUAACAGCUAUCCAGAAGGUCUGGGAGUAACGCUUUACAGAGAACAGUUCGACUUCAACGCUGAGCCACCUUGGGACCCUAGCUGAUAGUGGUGGUUCUCCAUCUCCCAACUUGUCCAUUUUGUUGCAUAUUUUAAAACCCCGAUAUUGAAGGAUCUGUGGCAACCUUCAUUUGGUGCUUGGUUUGAGUGUUGGCCUUGUGGAGCACUGGAGAUGAAGGGAUUCGUUGGACUAGAAGAAAGCUACUCCUUUGACCUUCUGGAUGAAGGAACUACUCUUAGCAAUGUUAUUGACAACCAUAUUCAUGAGCAUACACUUUUGUCUGAAAGGAAUGCCUUCUUUGUUGCUGAUCUUGGCAGUGUUGUGAAGCAGAACAUUCGGUGGCAGAAUGUGAUGACACAAGUGAAACCAUUUUAUACUGUUAAGUGUAACACUAGUCGAGCUGUAAUUGAAGUCCUUGCAGCACUUGGAACUGGCUUUGCUUGUGGAAACAAGAAUGAAAUUGCUGUUGUGCAAAGCUUGGGUGUAGCUUCUGAAAACAUUAUCUAUACAAACCCAUGCAAGCAAGUUUCCCAAAUAAAGUAUGCUGCAAAAAAAGGAGUAAACAUCAUGAGUUGUGACAAUGACGUUGAACUUUUGAAGAUUGCACGCAAUCAUCCUAGUGCCAAGCUCUUGGUAGACAUUGCAACUACUGAUUCAAGCACAGAAAAUGAGAUGAGCAUGAAGUUUGGAGCUACUCUGAAGAAUUGCAGACAUCUCUUGGAAUCUGCUAAAAAGCUAGGGAUUCAGGUGGUUGGUGUCAGAUUUCAUGUUUCAACCUUGGCUGGCAGUAGAGAGGCAUAUUUACAUGGCUUGGCGGAUGCUCGGUGUGUCUUUGAUAUGGCUGAAGAGUUUGGUUUCAACAUGAACUUUCUGGACAUUGGAGGUGGAUUUUCUGGGACAGAUUGUGAAUUACAACUUGAAAAGGUUUUUGAUGCCAUCAGUCCACUCCUUGAUAUUUACUUUCCUCCUGAAAGUGGUAUUAAAAUCAUUGCUGAGCCUGGGAGCUACUAUGUGAAUUCUGCAUUUACUCUGGCAGUAAACAUUGUAGCCAAGAAGGUUGUUGCAAGAGACUCUCAAGAUCAGUCUGGAGUGGUAGAGUCCACCAUGAACGAUGAACCAUUCUUCAUCUAUUACAUAAGUGAUGGUGUUUAUGGGUCUUUUGCGAACAAUUUGUAUGGAACUAUGAGUGCCAUUCCAAUUCUUCACAAGAACCCAAACUCAGAGGGACCUGUAUUUGGCAGCAGCCUGUGGGGCCCCUCCUGUGAUGGACUUGAUCAAGUUGUAGAGCACUGUCUCCUGCCCGAACUGAAUGUUGGUGAUUGGGUCAUCUUUGAAAACAUGGGAGCAUACACCUUAGAGCAGUCUGCGUUCAGCGAGUUCCAGAGACCCCCAGUGUAUUGUGUGAUGUCGAUCAAUGAUUGGUUUUCAAUGCAGGAAGUUGGAUUAACCUUGGACACAUCUGUGAAGAAUUUCUCUCGUGUGCCUUCUUGCUUUCAGCUGAGACAGGAACAAAAUUUUUCUGCUGCUGGUUUGUCUGGCAUCAGUGCUUAAAUUAUUGCAGUUUGCAGUUCUGUUCAAUCGCAUGUCUGGUUGACGUUCCAAAGAGGAAUCGAACCAGUGGAACAAUCCUGUUUGUUUAACUUUUUGCUGUUAAAAUUUAACUCGAACACUUGAAAUUGAUGAUUGGGACCAGGCAAAAAUCAGCUGGAAUAAUUGCAAGUGGUCAUGUGGAAAAAAAUUAACAUUUUUAACCAUCUGAAAUGAAACCUGCAAGUUGAUGUUGUAACUUUUCUCUUUCUCUCUCCUCCCCCUUCCCCCACAUACCAACAAUAAAAUAUGCAACAAAAUGGAUGACUUGGAAGAGGUGGAAACCUAUCAAUAGGUUCCCUACUUAAACAGUUUACAUGUUCACAAUUUUUAUACAGAUAUUCUUGUUAUAGAUGUCUUGAGUUCUUUAUUUUGCCCAUGUAACAGAAUAACCAGAGUAAUUUGACUUAAAAUAUGUAAAAUGUUUAGGAUGUGUAAAAUUUGUGCUUUGUUCUGUAGUUUAAUAAAUGUAAAAUUGCAGCAAAGUUUGUAUGAUCUAAUGUUGUCCCUGUUUGACUUCCAAUAAAAUUGUGUAGCUUCUA
Callorhinchus milii (elephant shark) is the source of this 2390-nucleotide messenger RNA. RefSeq names its product antizyme inhibitor 1 (gene azin1). Gene Ontology annotation, biological process: positive regulation of polyamine transmembrane transport; negative regulation of protein catabolic process. Bases 433 to 1812 code for a protein of 459 amino acids. The transcript is spliced from 12 exons. The record is from RefSeq and is a predicted model, not a curated record. Gene Ontology annotation, cellular component: cytoplasm. Lineage: Eukaryota; Metazoa; Chordata; Chondrichthyes; Chimaeriformes; Callorhinchidae. Gene Ontology annotation, molecular function: ornithine decarboxylase activator activity; ornithine decarboxylase activity.